CCACCUACAAAUCCUUAUAUGUUAAAAAAAACAGUGUUUUUUACUAAUAGCAGAGCUAUGAACCCCUGGAAAAUGCCUUCUGGGGGACUUGUGCACAGAGCACAUCACCGAUAUCCUGUGUGCGUGUGGUGUUUGAGGUCAUUGCGUAUUUGCACAAUCCACGUGACAUCAUGGAAUGUUCACUGUGCCUAUUAAAAGCUAUUGGGCGACUGAGGGGUGGACAGGAUUUUCGUGAAACUCCCAAUUAAUCCAGGAGACUUGACAGAUCUGUAAUAAUUGUUUGUGGCGGAUGAAAUUGCAAAUAUAUACAUUAGAAACUGUAAAAAAGGCAUUGUGAAUCAUCUCAUUUUCUGCUUGAUGAUUCGCUUGAUUUGUGAUGAUGAUUUGUGCUUUUCAUUUUGUUAGGUGCUGUGUUUUAGUAGAUUCCAGAAGCAUGGCUAUUUACAUGCUGAAAGGAAAAGUGCACAUAUUAACUGAAGGGUAAAACUUAAAUUUGGAAUAUUUUCACCACAACACGGCCAGUUUACUAAAAGGAGGCUACGGCAAAUUUUGGGAAUAAACUUUGCAUUGUUGAAAAUUCUCUUUGUUCUGGUGAAGAUUCGCAUCUUUUCCCCAGGUGAAAUUUCUCUAGGGAAUAUUCGCCAGAGCACGAGAAUUUAUGUCAUGAGAAAUGCUGGCGAAAUGCCAUUGUAAAGAUAGAACAAUUACUUUUACAUCUCAAUAUUUAUGUCACCUCCUCCAUGCUUAAAUCUCACAUACUUUAUAUAAUUUCUUUAUGGCAUCGAUUCUCUAGAGAAAUGUUUCCACUACAAUUGUAUUGGGAAUUUUCACAGAGGAAGCUUUUUUUUUUUUUUUCCAAAAUGAAAUGAAACUGCAAGGGUAUAUAAGUGAUCCACGUGUGUUAUCAAUACAUUUGCCUUUAUCAGAACUUCCAGACCUUUUGGUGGAAAUCCUUUAUCCAUCUAAAGAUGUUAGCUGCCUCUGAUCAAUAAAGAGUUAACGUAGUAUAAAGAGAUCAGAUAGCCCAGUCACUGCAUACGCUAGCACAGUAAUGGAUGCUGGCUGCGCACAAGCACACCCUGCUCUUCUAGAUUACAAAACAGAGAAAUAUGUGGUGACUAAAAACAGAAAGGUCGGAGUAUUAUAUCGUUUUCUUCAUCUUGCCAUUUUAUGCUACACAAUUGGGUGGGUUUUUCUUACAAAGAAAGGAUAUCAAGAUACUGACUCGGAUCCUUAUGUCUCCAUUAUAACAAAACUGAAGGGAGUCUCGAUCACCAAGAAUUUCAGAAAUUCCCAAGAGAAGAUUUGGGACGUGGCUGAUUUUGUUAAACCAUCGCAGGGAGAAAAUGUUCUAUUUUUAGUUACAAAUUUCAUUGCAACAACUGGUCAAGUUCAAAGGACUUGUCCUGAGAACCCAAUCAAUUUAGAUGGCAGAUGUAGUGAAAACUUGGACUGUGUUGCUGGAGAACCAGUUGUAAAUGGAAAUGGUAUAAAAACUGGAAAAUGUGUUCUGUUCAACAAUACACAUUCCACUUGUGAGAUUUUUGGAUGGUGCCCCGUUGAAAAUGAAUCACUACUGAGGAAACCCCGUUUAAAUGAAGCAGAAAAUUUCACUCUUUUUAUUAAAAAUGUUAUACACUUCAGUAAGUUUAACUUCUCGCGCGCCAAUACCCUGGACACAUCCGACGAGACAUAUUUUAAGAACUGCAGGUACAAUCCAUUCUCCAGCCCAUACUGUCCAGUAUUCCAAAUUCAAGAGAUUGUAACACAAGCUGGAUGGAGCUUUGAGGACCUGUCUAUUAUGGGUGGAGUUGUUGCAGCUCGCAUAGAGUGGAAAUGUGAUUUAGAUCACCCCGCGGCUGAGUGUCUACCUCAGUAUUCCUUUAGACUUCAAGACACAAAAAACAACUUCAGUAGAACUGCCACAUACUAUUGGGACCAAGAAAGAAAGGAGUAUCGAGACCUUCUCAAGCUCUAUGGCUUCCGGUUUGAUAUUUCAGUAACUGGUGAAGCAAGAAAAUUUGGGCUGGUCCCAACCGCUGUCAGUCUCGGCACUGGUUGUGCAUUUCUUGGGGCAGCAACAUUUCUGUGUGACCUGAUUUUAUUAUACUUGGAUAAAAAAGCCAGUUUCUACCGGAGCUGUAAAUAUGAAGAGGCUAAGCCACCCAAACGUCAACAAAAUAUUCAGGAAACCAAUAACAAGGAAUGAAGAAAGUCUUUAAGAUGGUGCAUAGUGGUUGACAUGGCUGACUUAGCUGGGGCUUGUUCAUGUGUUGAACCUAUAAAAGCCUCUUUAGAACUGAAAAACUAAGUGCUUUAAAGGAACAGUAACACCAAAAAAUGAAAGUGUAUAAAAGUAAUAACAAUAUAAUGUA
Messenger RNA from Xenopus tropicalis (tropical clawed frog), 2375 nucleotides. RefSeq names its product purinergic receptor P2X 6 (gene p2rx6). Gene Ontology annotation, molecular function: purinergic nucleotide receptor activity; monoatomic ion channel activity; extracellularly ATP-gated monoatomic cation channel activity. Gene Ontology annotation, biological process: purinergic nucleotide receptor signaling pathway; monoatomic cation transmembrane transport; response to ATP. Lineage: Eukaryota; Metazoa; Chordata; Amphibia; Anura; Pipidae. The coding region runs from base 1052 to 2209 and encodes 385 amino acids. Gene Ontology annotation, cellular component: membrane; postsynapse; plasma membrane. The transcript has 12 exons. The record is from RefSeq and is a predicted model, not a curated record.